Molecule: messenger RNA, 4184 nt
Organism: Anguilla rostrata (American eel)
Lineage: Eukaryota; Metazoa; Chordata; Actinopteri; Anguilliformes; Anguillidae
Gene: pank2
Product: pantothenate kinase 2
Exons: 7
Coding region: 191-1504 (437 amino acids)
Biological process (GO): coenzyme A biosynthetic process
Cellular component (GO): nucleus; cytosol
Molecular function (GO): pantothenate kinase activity; ATP binding
Source: RefSeq, a predicted model, not a curated record
CUUCAGUAAAAAUGCAAUGCGCAAGCUCUCACAAAAGGUUAUUCGUCCUGCUGUCGUUGUAAACAAAGAAAAGAACAUGUACACACUGAAACCUGACUGGAAAUGAAAAUCAGUCCUAGCGGUCAGAAACACGUUCAACAUCGUUCAUGUCAAGGAAGUUGUUUGUUGCAUUAACGUUAAAUGCUUUCCAAUGGAAGUGAACGGUUAUCACGACGAGGAUGAAACAGUCACUGAGACGGAAGGGGAAGAAACGAGGGCGCUGAAGCAAUCGCGGACUACGAGGAAGGAAACAGCAGCCAGUUUCAGAUCAGGGGCGGUCAUGGAGAAUGUGGCAGCCGGAACAAGUGCAGAGAGCGAGCGCCGAGCAUCCAACACUAUUGCCAGGCAAAGGAUUGACUCGCUGAAAAAGAACAGGCCGCCCUUCCCCUGGUUUGGGAUGGACAUCGGCGGGACCCUGGUGAAGCUGGUAUACUUUGAGCCCAAGGACAUCACGGCGGAGGAGGAGCAGGAGGAGGUGGAGAACCUGAAGAGCAUCCGUAGGUACCUGACCUCCAACGUGGCUUACGGCUCCACGGGCAUCCGGGACGUGCACCUGGAGCUGAAGGACCUGACGCUGUGCGGACGCACCGGCAACCUGCACUUCAUCCGCUUCCCCACGCACGACCUGCCCGCCUUUCUGCAGAUGGGUCGCAACAAGCACUUCUCCAGCCUGCACACCACUCUCUGCGCCACUGGCGGAGGAGCCUACAAGUUCGAGCCCGACUUCCGUAUGAUGGCUGACCUUCAGCUGCUGAAGCUGGACGAGCUGGACUGUCUGAUCCGGGGGGUCCUCUACAUCGAUUCGGUCGUUUCCAGCGGACCCUCCGAGUGCUACUACUUUGAGAACCCGGCAGACCCCGAACGCUGUGUCCAGAGGCCUUACACGCUGGAGAACCCCUACCCUCUCCUGCUGGUCAACAUCGGCUCCGGCGUUAGCAUCCUGGCUGUUUACUCCAAAGACAACUACAAGCGUGUUACUGGGACCAGCCUUGGAGGCGGGACUUUCCUGGGCCUGUGCUGCCUGCUUACCGGCUGCUCCACUUUUGAGGAGGCGUUGGAGAUGGCGUCCAAGGGCGAGAGCACCCGAGUGGACAAGCUGGUGCGGGACAUCUAUGGUGGCGACUAUGAAAGGUUCGGCCUUCCAGGCUGGGCUGUAGCCUCAAGUUUUGGGAACAUGAUGUGCAAGGAGAAACGGGAGUCCAUUUCUAAAGAGGACCUGGCCAGGGCGACGCUGGUCACCAUCACCAAUAACAUUGGCUCAAUCACCAGGAUGUGUGCACUGAACGAGAAUAUAGACCGGGUGGUGUUCGUGGGUAACUUCUUAAGGGUCAAUACCCUUUCAAUGAAACUUCUGGCCUACGCUAUGGACUACUGGUCAAAAGGUCAACUGAAGGCACUUUUCCUGCAGCAUGAGGGCUAUUUUGGAGCCGUGGGGGCGUUGCUGGAGUUGUUGCACCCGUCCUAAUCAUUGGCCAACAGACAUGCCAGUCGUGGCCUCUGGAGGUGAUGUCACGUCUGUACACUGGUGAAUGUGAUGCGGCACUAAGAAUUCUCAGCCUCUCUUCUCCUGCCUAUUCGCUUUGUUAAACUUGCUUUACCUUGCGCUGUGGCAUCCUACGCACUGUAAAUGUGGCAAAUUCCCAGGCAGUCUUUUCCAGCGAUGCAUACCAGCAUACUGCUAUGUGAAAUAUUCUAGGGAAUGGCACAGGAAUUGUAACUUUUGUGAUUUUGUUUUCUAUAAUAGGAGCUGUGUGACUGACUCCUGACUAUGUCUCCUCAGCCCUACUACCUGCAGAGACAGCCAGUGGAAAGCAUAACAGUCUGUAGCUUAGCACUCCAUUUCUAGAGCAGUUGUCACCGUACUGUAGGUAUCCCCGUCUGUUGCCUUCUAGCGUUACAUUAGCUUCUGCCCCGUGAACCUGCCUCUGUUGCCACGAUCUGUCUAUUUGACCGCAUGAUGCAGAAUGUAUAACGUGCACUGCGUAAUCCUGCCCUGCAAUGUAUUGCGCCAUUUUACAUUUAGUACAAUGUCAGACAUACUACAUUUAGUAUAUAAUAGGUUUAUCCGUUCUGCAAACAACUAUCACUUAUCUAAGUGGCUACCCUUGGUACCAGUUAGAAAUUAGAAUAUAGGUCACGUGACUUCCGUGCCAGUACAACAGCUGAUGAGCCCCAGCAUUCACAUGAGUUCUGUGUCAGGGCAGUCCUGUCUUUACCAUUGGCUAGGCAGUAGCUGCAAAAUGCAAGAACAGUGCUAAUAUACACUGGACUAGUAUAAUGUGAGACUUGGCCUCUGAACUCAGUAGACACCUGGCUGACUAAGUUCUGUUAGCUGCCUGCUUUGUUUGAGAGGAUGCAAGGCACGUGGAUGGAUGUUCUUGUAAUGAAUGUGGGGUUUGGAGCCCGAGGUUGUUCUUUUAUUUAUUAUCUGACCAUUGACUUUGAUAUUGGGUAAUGUUUUGCUCAUGUUACAAUUUAACUUACUGUAACACUACACAGCUUUUAUUUUAUUUGUAAACAUUUUUACCGCAAGCACCCGACCCGCCAUAUUGCCACAUUCAUCGCGCUAUUUUUAAGUACAUCAGCAUCUUUCCUUAUUUUCUGUUCGUAUGUCAGUUUUACCAGCCAUGGAGUUAAUCUGGAAAUGGUUAAUAAUUUGGAGGGCAAUUGUUGGUUAUUAUCAUUUGCGAUUUAUUUUGUAUUAAUUUCUUCAUUUAUUUUCAUUUGGCUGAAAUCAGAGUAAAAUAGUCAUUUUGAGAUUGAUGUUGAUUCCAUUCUUGUUUGCUUGCACCUGUUUGCUUGUUUGAAACCGAAAGAAUCAGGAUUCGUUUUCUCUUUCCACUGAAGUAGCUGCAUUAAAGGGACCAUAAAGAAAUGCUCACAUUACAAAUGGUGUGUCCAUGUGUGGCCUUUAUGGGAAAGCAGUAUAAUUGAAUUUUCUGUUUUAAACAUUGUGUCACGAUGGUAGUUUUCAUGUUUUAAAUUACAAGUAAAAGCACAUUUUAAUUUCUUUAUCUAAAAUGAUUAGGCACGAUGUGAGACUGGUAAAUGUGUCUAUACACAAUCUACCCCUGUUAAGUUUUUAAUUACAUGUUGUAGACAUUUCAACCUUGAGUGGAAUUAUUCAAAGAGUGCCAGGGAUUUAGAUUGAGAGAGACUGGCCUUCAAUCUAGAUCAGCACUCUUCUGUUCUAAACAAACCUGGUCUGCGUUUCAGUACUGCUUGCCUCUGAAUGGGCAGUGCAUUUCAGCUGUGUUAGUAUAAUAGUGUGUUAUUGUGUCUGUGUAAUAGCCCCGAGGAUGUGCCAAAAUGCAGCUGGUGCUUCUCGGCUGUCCAUUCCGGGAUGUCGGAGAACCCGAACACAGCCCACAGUAAAAAGUCUCCAUAACAGUUCCAAAAUAUUUCUGUAUUAAUAUGUCUGUAUUUCUGAAAAAUGCAUGUCACAGUGAUCAGAUAUGAGGAUAUUUGCUGGUGAUAUAUGCAUUGUCAGAGCGCAACUAUUUUUCAUCUUUGGACAGUUGUAUGUUUUUUUUUUUUUGUUUGUUUUUUUUUUUGAACAUCCCUCCCAGAGCCCUCCCCUCCCUCCUCCCCUUUCUUCUCGAUUAACAUUUUGUUCAAUUCUACCAUUUCCUGCUUUUUGAGAUUUGAAAGAUUAUUUCAUGGAAAAAAAUCUCAGUCAAACUGUUGGAAGGUGAAAAUUGUUUGCUGUGGUUUCCCUGUAACACAAGAGCAAUGCAAGCCAAAGAAACGUUACUGAUUGAAUUUCAGUGUUUAUCAUGGAUGAUCAAAGUAAGUUUCUGUUUCUCUUGUGAAAAGCAGCAAAUUGCAAAUUUGUUGUAUUCAUUUGAUUCAAUAGUUUAUAACUGUUUCCAGGCUAAGUUUAUCUUAUAUGUAAUUUGCAGUUUAAAUGUUUGGUUGACGUUGACAGGGGAAAAAGUUUGUCCUGUAAUGUGAUUGUUAAAUGUCCCUCUGAUAGAGUACUGUAUUAUUGGAAAAAGUAAGUGCCUAAAAAGAAGACAAUCUUACAUGUAAAAUUGUGUUUUAGACCAAUCAACCCCCUUUUAGUCUUAGGCCAUCUUUCUGUGUGUAUUUAUUUCCAACUGUUACCGUCUCCUUUACUUUUUGAAAUAAAUUAUUUGAAUCCA